This is a messenger RNA of Amoebophrya sp. A25, 1217 nucleotides long. NCBI's taxonomy places the organism in Eukaryota, Dinophyceae, Syndiniales, Amoebophryaceae. The record is from the annotation of a GenBank genome assembly.
GUUGAGUUUUCAGCAAGAACACGCCGCGGGCGACAGUAGUGACGUGGCCUUCGAACUUUUCCGAGAUCGAGAAUGAGUUUUUCGAAUUUCGACAUCGGUCUCGUGCUCAUCGGUAGUGAUCUUCUACAGGUUCGGCAUAUUAUCGUACUCUCGUUCUCGGUUUGGCUUUGUGUCCGUGGUCACUGGUGUACUUUGUCUUGAUUACGAUAAAAACAAGAGAGAAGUUCUUGAAGUAGUCGGACUACCUCUCCCAGGGCCCAUACAGUAAUGAUGAAAUAAGACCUCGCCUUCCUAAGUCCUACAGCACGAUAUUUCCGACCGUGUAUUAACUAAGUACCACCUCCUGUACGUAGUCUACUACUUCAUCUUGUUCUUGCGCUUGAUCGUAGCUUCAACUGUUUUUUUGAAUGCCUGGGCGUUUCUUGAUGAUAUCUAACCCAUGCAAAUCUUGGGCAGACUGCCGAGUAGAUUCACAUCGUCGCCGUCUAAUCCGUGCAAGGCAAAAAAGAAGACGUCGUCCUCACAAGUUUUAGGCAUUCUCGCGGUUUUUUCUACUGUUUCGUAGAAAGUCAAACGAGAAAAAGAAUCUCCAAACAAUGGCACUUCCUCUCGUCCCCAUAGCGGCGGGCAUGUGCGCACCCGGCUGCGCAACCGCAGCGGCGGCUGCAGCAACUGCCGUUGGUGGUGGAGCGCUACUCACGACUGCAGCACCGGUACUUGCUGUUGGAGCUGGUGCUGCUGCGAUGUACAACUACAUGAAAGGCGAUGGAAAGGGAGGUACUGAGGCGGAAAAUGAUGAUGGCGAUGCUGAAUUUUUCGACCCGAUAGGAGGAGACGAUGAAUCUGUGGAGGCUGAAGGUGAAACGCAAAAUUCUGGUACUGCCACUGGAGAUAAGCAAGGGCAACCAAUGGCCGGUGUAGGAAAGAAGGGCGUGGGAAUUAAGAUUCAUGGUUUGCAUGCCUCCAGGAAUCAGGAGGGCAAGGAUGCGCAAGUAGAGGAUGCAAACGCAACUGCAGAAGGAAAGAAGAUUGCCGCAGCUUUUUUUUGAGAAGGACAAAGAUGUUGACAAUCUUGAGCUUGCAUUUCAAUGAAUCAUCAAAAAGAUGCUGAGCAGAAGCACCAUUGUUGCGAAGCACAGGGGAAAUAGAAUUUACAAUCUUGAGCUUGCAUCUCAAUGAAGAAAUACAAUUGGCAAUGCAACAAGACCAAGAGCAGC